Messenger RNA from Ochlerotatus camptorhynchus, 5928 nucleotides. RefSeq lists its product as uncharacterized. NCBI's taxonomy places the organism in Eukaryota, Metazoa, Arthropoda, Insecta, Diptera, Culicidae. The coding region runs from base 1 to 5928 and encodes 1975 amino acids. Gene Ontology annotation, biological process: DNA integration. Gene Ontology annotation, molecular function: nucleic acid binding. The transcript has a single exon. The record is from RefSeq and is a predicted model, not a curated record.
AUGAGUACUAAUAAAGGGGACGAAUCUAACCUCAACCCGGACGAGACGGCAUACAACUGCGCGAUUUGUACCCGUCCGGACCAUGACGAGGAUCAGAUGGUGUUUUGUGAAAGCUGCAAGAAAUGGUUCCACUUCAGUUGUGCCGGAGUUGGAACGACCGUUGAAUACGAUGAGAAAUGGAGAUGUUCUACGUGCCAGGGUGAAGAGACGGAUGAUAGUGAAUCGGAAGAUGACGAUGACGCUAUUCCCGUUGACGAUAGUGUUGAUGACCAACACAAUGCCAGUGCGAAAUCUACCCCGGAUGACGAGAAAGAGAUUGCGAAAGCAAUGGAAGCAGUGAAGAAGGAGAAAGAGUGUCUGAAGAGGAAAAUGGAGCAGAAGCUGGCAUUGGCUAAAGCGAAGAUGGAGCUGGUAAACGAGGAGAUGGAAAUGCAGUGGACUUUGGAGAAGCAAAUCAUGCAAAUGAAGAUUGCUUCGGAGAGGAAGUUUCAAAAGAAGAAGGAAAUGGAGAAAAAACAGCUGCAGAAGGAACUCGACGAACUUAGCGAAGGCAGAAAGCGGAGGGAAAUUGAAGUGGAGAAACUGGAGAAAAAGAAGAAGAAGCGUGAAACUUCCAAAGGAAUAAAGGAAGUAGAAGGAAAAGUACCAGUAAGUUCCACUCCAAUAAUAGAUCCAAAGCCAUCUACGUCCAAGGAUGAGAUGAAGAAGAAAAUGAAGGUCAAGAUGGUACCCGUUGCGAAGCAGGCAGCGAAGAAAGAAGAGGAGGAAAGCGAUAGUGGCGACGCUAGUUCGAACGAUGGACAAUCAAACGAUUCCAACGAGGACAGUAGCAGUACGGGUUCAGAAGAAGAGGAUGAAGACAAGGAUCAGAAGAAAAGUAAGCGGAAGAAUAAAAGGGAUGAAGAAAACCCAACGAAGGCACAGAUUUCGGCACGGCAGUUCCUUUCACGAAAGCUGCCAACAUUUACCGGUCGGCCGGACGAGUGGCCAAUUUUCAUCAGCAGUUUCAACACCACGACGAAGGCUUGCGGGUUUUCAGAUUUGGAGAACCUUGCUCGUUUGCAGGAGAGUUUGAGAGGGCCUGCACGGGAGGCAGUUUGCAGUCGGAUGUUAUUGCCAGAAGCAGUUCCGCAAAUCGUCGAAACGUUGCGGAUGUUGUACGGGAGGCCGGAACAGCUGCUGAGCACGUUGCUGGUGAAGGUGAGAAAAGCAGAUCCACCGAAAGCGGACCGACUUGGUACGUUCAUCAGCUUUGGGAUGGUGGUCCAGCAAUUAUGUGACCAUCUCGAAGCAACACAGCUUAACGACCACCUGGUGAAUCCUCUGCUCAUCCAGGAGCUGGUCGAUAAACUACCACCUGGGACAAAAAUGGACUGGGUUCGGUUUAAGAGACAACACGAGAGAGUUACGCUUCGGACAUUAGCUGACUUCUUGUCUGAACUGGUAUCUACUGCCAGUGAAGUGACUGGAAUCGUCGAAGCACCAUUGAAUCCAACCGGUAAUCGUUCCGCUAAGGCCAAAGGAGGAAGAUCGAAAGAGUACGAGAGCCACGUCAACUCACACAGCGAAGAAUCACCGAGAAAACCGGAGUAUUCAAGAACGCCGUGUCCAACGUGUGGGCGUACUGAUCAUCGGCUGAGAAACUGCGACGAAUUUCGAAAGAUGGGAGUUCAACAACGCCUGGAGGUUGUUGAUCGGUUCGAUCUAUGUCGAUCAUGCCUAAAUGCCCAUGGGAAGAGUUGGUGCAAAGCGAACAUUCGGUGUAAGGUUGAGAGGUGUCAAGGGCAACACAAUACCAUGCUUCAUCAGCAGCCAGCUGAAAUGCGAUCGGACUGCAAUGCUCACAGUGCGAAUCAGCAGCUACCGAUAAUUUUCCGGAUGAUUCCAGUGACGUUGACCUUCGGAGGGAAAUCAAUUAACACAAUGGCCUUUCUCGACGAGGGUAGUUCUUUCUCGUUGGUGGAAAGCUCCAUCACGAACCAGUUGAAGGCGACUGGGAAACCACAGCCACUACGUGUAACGUGGACAGCUGGAAUGACGAGGUUAGAACGGGAGUCAAUGGUGCUGAAUCUGACAAUUUCUGCCGUCGGAUCGAAGGAACUGUUUUCGAUGGAAAAGGUCCACACAGUGGAGGAGCUCAAGUUGCCUGUACAGUCGUUGAACUACCAGGAAUUGGUGGAGCGGUACAGCCAUCUUCAAAACCUUCCGUUGGCUGAAUACACGAACGACUCACCGAAAAUAUUGAUAGGUUUGAAACAUCUACACUUGUUCGCACCCAUCGAAUCCCGAAUCGGUCAACCAGGAGAGCCGAUAGCUAUCAAAUCCAGGCUUGGCUGGACAGUUUAUGGUCCUCAAGAAGGAGGUAGUCUACGAACUGCAUACAUUGGUCAUCAUUCAUGCGCUGGGGUGUCCAAUCAGGAGUUGCACGAUCUGCUGAGGUCGCAAUAUGUACUCGAAGAGGCGGGAGUGUCAGUGGAAGUUUUGCCUGAGUCAGCUGAAGAUCGACGGGCCCGCGAGAUUCUAGAAAGUACAACGCAGCGAGUUGGGGACAGGUUCGUAACUGGACUGCUGUGGAAGGAAGACGAUCCAUCAUUUCCGGACAGUUAUCCGAUAGCAGCACGCCGGAUGAAGAGUUUGGGUAAACGCUUGUCACAGAACCCACAGCUGCUACAAAACGUUCGCAACCAGCUUAUUGAAUAUCAAACCAAGGGAUACUGUCACAAAGCGACUACGUAUGAGUUAUCGGAAGUUGACCCCAAGAAGGUGUGGUAUCUCCCCCUCAACAUCGUGAUCAAUCCAAACAAACCGAAUAAAGUUCGGAUGGUAUGGGAUGCCGCUACUUCUGUUAGAGGUGUAUCGCUGAAUUCAAAGCUGCUUAAGGGUCCUGAUUUCCUCACAUCGUUGCCGUCGGUAGUGUGCAAGUUCCGGCAGUACAGUAUCGGAUUCGGUGGAGAUAUCCGUGAAAUGUUCCACCAGCUGAUGAUUCGUCCGGAAGAUAAGCAAGCUCUAAGGUUCAUGUUUGACGGAGAGAUUUACGUAAUGGACUGCGCGAUAUUCGGAGCUACGUGCUCGCCAAGCCAGGCACUCUUCGUGAAAGAUCGCAACGCCAGUGAGUUCCUGAUGCAGUUUCCAGAUGCCGUGGAUGCGAUUGUCAACCGACAUUAUGUGGACGAUUAUUUUGAUAGCACAGAAACUGUCGAGGAGGCGGUUAAAAAGGCAAACGAGGUCCGGUACAUCCACUCAAAGGGUGGUUUUGAAAUCCGAAACUGGGUGUCGAAUUCUACCGAGGUACUCCAGCAAUUAGGUGAGUCAAAAAGGAACCAAAUUGUUCAUUUCCAUACCGAUAAGGCUACGGGUUGUGAGCGGGUUUUGGGUAUCGUCUGGGACCCUCAAGAAGACGUGUUUACAUUCGCUUUGAAGUUGCGAGAGAAUCUGCAACCGUACCUGCCUGGGAGUGAGCGUCCAACAAAACGAAUCGUGUUGAGCAUCGUGAUGAGUCUAUUUGAUCCGUUAGGCCUGCUGACGAUGUUCACCAUCCAUGGUAAGAUGCUGAUUCAAGACUUGUGGCGCACAGGCUGUGAGUGGGAUGAAGUGGUUGACGAUGAGAGCUUCGAAAAGUGGAAAAAAUGGACAGCGCUGUUACCGGACAUUGAGCAAGUAAAAAUUCCCCGUCACUAUUUCAGUGGUGGCGAAUCACUGGACUACGAUUCACUGCAACUCCACGUGUUCGUAGAUGCCAGUGCAGGUGCAUAUGGCUGCGUGGCAUACCUUCGAAUGCUAGUUGAUGGGAAUCCUCGGUGUAGUUUGGUACAAGCUAAGUCCAAAGUGGCACCACUGAGGCCGUAUUCAACGCCACGUUUGGAGCUGAUGGCAGCAGUUUUGGGAGCAAAAAUGGCCGAAACCGUAAGGACAAAUCACAGUUUGUGCAUCAACCGUGUACAGUUCUGGACUGAUUCAAGCACGGUGUAUUCUUGGAUCGUGUCGGAUCAUCGGAAAUACAAAGUGUUCGUCGCAUACAGGAUCGGUGAGAUACUAAGCAAGACGAACUCAUCGGAUUGGCGCUGGAUCCGAACAAAGUUGAACAUUGCGGAUGAUUUGACCAAGUGGAAGGAAGGAACCAGGAUCAAAUCGAACAGCCCGUGGUUCAUUGGUCCUAAGUUCCUGUACGAGGCGGAGGAUACCUGGCCACAUCCGGAGCCACCGAGACCGAAUGUGACGGAAGAGUUACGAGCCAGUUCACUGUUUCACAGAAUCAAGGUUACAGGGCCGCUGAUCGACUGUGGUCGUAUUUCGAAGUGGAAUAUCGUCGUUCGCACGGUAGCAAACGUUCUGCGGUUCAUAUCGAACAUUCGGCGGAAGCAGCAAGGCUUGCCAAUAGAAUCUCUACGAGCUGAUGCCAGAGUAAUGCGAUUAGGCAGAGGGUCCGCAGUAGCAGUAGAACGUCCGUUGUCGAGAGAGGAGUACCAAGAGGCGGAACGUCAUCUGUGGAAAAUGGCACAAAGUGAAUCUUUCGCGGACGAAGUGAAGAUGUUAGUUAGAUGCAGAAAAGGGAAGUGCGAGGCCAUUGAUCGUUCCAGCAAUCUGUUCAAGCUUUCACCCGUGCUGGACGAGUAUAAUGUGAUGCGAAUGGAUGGCAGAGUACAAGAGGGAGAGUUCGUUCCAUUUGAGCUACAGUUUCCGGUAAUCCUACCAAAGGAGCACCCGGUGACGAUCAAACUGAUAGAACACUAUCACCAACUAUUCGGUCAUGGGAACCAUGAAACUGUUGUAAACGAGUUAAGGCAACGUUUCUACGUCCCAGGAGUCCGCAAAGAGCUGAAAAAAGUUGUGAAAAGCUGUAUGUGGUGCAAGAUCCAUAAAUGCAAACCGGUGGUUCCAAGAAUGGCUCCGCUUCCAAACCAACGAACUACUCCUUUCGUUAGACCGUUCAGCUACACCGGAGUUGACUUCUUCGGCCCGAUCAACGUAGUGGUUGGGCGUCACACGGAAAAGCGUUGGUGUGCUCUUUUCACUUGUUUCGGAACAAGAGCUAUCCACCUAGAAGUCGUGCAUAGUCUGUCGUCGCAGGCAUGCCUGAUGGCCAUCCGGCGUUUCGUCUGCAGGCGCGGAGUUCCUAUUGAAUACUUCUCCGACAAUGGGACGAACUUUGUAGGUGCAAGCAAGGAAAUCGUAAAGGAGAUCAAACUGGACUGUUUUGAGGAGCUAACGAGCUCAAGAACCCGAUGGAACUUCAAUCCACCAUCGGCACCUCAUUUCGGUGGAGUGUGGGAACGACUCGUUCGUUCGGUCAAAGAGGCGAUGAAGGUGUUGGAUGACGGUCGCAGACUGACGGAUGAAAUACUCCAAACUACGCUGGUUGAAGCAGAAGAUAUAGUUAACUCCAGACCACUAACUUACGUUCCUCAAGAACCGGGAAAUACUGGGUCGAUAACUCCCAAUCAUUUCUUGAGGGGACUUCCAUCAAGUGGAACAGAGGGUUACGUACCGCCGAGCAACGAAGCUGAGGCACUACGGGAUAGCUACAAAAGGUCGCAGUUACUGGCUGACCGCAUAUGGAAGCGGUGGUUGUCUGAGUAUUUACCGAUCAUCAACCGACGUACAAAAUGGCAUACCGAACAGAUCCCACUGGAAGUAGGUGAAGUUGUGUUUGUAGCAGACGACGAUAACAGAAAGUGCUGGGUUCGAGCAGUUGUGGAGGAGGUCGUCCAAGGAGCCGAUGGACGAAUCCGACAAGCCGUGGUACGCACAGCCAAGGGCACUUACAGGCGUCCGGUAGCAAAACUUGCGGUGCCGGAGAUCCGUAUUAGUAAAUCUGGUUCCAGCGGGGAUCCUGCACCAGUGUUACAGGGAGGGGCUGUUGAGGCACCGGUGACGUCACCACCGAACGCGCAGCUACAAAUACACGCACAACCGUUGGAGCGUACCUAA